Molecule: messenger RNA, 3867 nt
Organism: Phodopus roborovskii (desert hamster)
Lineage: Eukaryota; Metazoa; Chordata; Mammalia; Rodentia; Cricetidae
Gene: Spag5
Product: sperm associated antigen 5
Exons: 24
Coding region: 48-3629 (1193 amino acids)
Biological process (GO): cell division; regulation of attachment of spindle microtubules to kinetochore
Source: RefSeq, a predicted model, not a curated record
GUGAAUGUGGCCAAGUUGACUUAGUCAGAAAAGUGGUCAAAUUAGACAUGUGGAGGGUUAAAACGCUGAAUCUCGGCUUGUCGCCUUCGCCCCAACCGGGAAAACCAGCUAUGAGAACUCCUCUCCGAGAGCUUAAACUGCAACCCGGGGCUGUCACCGAUUCAGGGAAAGGGCCGCCGAUGUUCUCCUCGCUGACCCCACACCUGCGCAAGCUGGAGCUGAAGGAAAGGAGCAACAACUCAUCUCCAGUGGAUUUUAUCAAUACUGAGAACAACUUCCUUUCAGAACAGUUCAGCCCUCCAACAAAAUACAUAGAGGCUUGUCAGCAUGGAUCUGAACCAACUCCUGAAAGCAGCUCUCCUCUCAGUUCAGCAGAGAAAGCAGUAGAAACAAUGGAUGACUUUGUAGUAGACCCGAUGGAUGAGAGUAUAGUUAAGAACAUGGUUCUUUUACCUUUUCCACUAGGGCAACAGCAAGACCUGAUGCUGGAGGCUCACUUAGAUACCAUGGCAGAGAUAAACUGCAGCUCUCUAAGUGAGUCCUUAAGGCUAGAAGAUCUGGUGGAAAAGGAGGCGGCACAUUGUGUGGAAGACAGCUUUACAGAAGUUGUUGCUGUUAGGCCUGAGCAACCUGCAUUUCAGGACCCUCCACCUCAUCUUUUGGAAUAUCCAUCCAAACCCUGUUCUGAACAGUUCCACUGCUCCGAAGAAAACCUAAGAGGUAUUAGCACUGAAGCUGCACCUGAGGGCUUAGUGCAGUCUGAAAAUGUCUUGAAUUUCUCUGUGACCUGGCUUUCUCCUUCAAUUGCCUUGACCGAAGAUUUCCCUGUGGACCAUGUAGAUCCAGGGGAGGAAACUGUAGAGUACAGAGUUAUACAGGAAAGUGAAAAGAGCUUUCCCACAUGCCCUGAGGAGGUUGAAGUGGAAGACCAAGCACUUACUGCAAAGGCAGAAGAUGCUCCAUCGAUGUAUCUGACAUCAAGUCUAACAGAAACGGGACCCCAGAAAGCUCCAGGCCCAACUACAGAAGAUGUUAGUAGGAUUCCUGGCUUAGAUUCAGAGACUUGGAUGUCCCCGUUGGCCUGGCUAGAAAAGGGUAUGAAUACAUCAGUCAUGCUACAAAAUCUCCGCCAGAGGCUAUCCUUUCCUUCAGUGCUUCAGGAUGCUGCUGUUGGCAACACACCCCUCUCCACUUGUUCUGUGGGAACGUCUUUUACUCCUCCAUUGCCACCAGAAGUAGAUGCCAAGCACAGUACUUCAGAGACGGAGUACCUCUGUCCUUCUUUUCUUUCCUGUGGCAGCUAUGGUCCUCUUGAUCUGACUGCCUUGUCCCGACACGACUUGGAAGAGAACCUGUUGAACUCCCUCGUUGUGCUGGAAGUUCUUUCCCACCAGCUACAAGCCUGGAAGAGGCAGCUCACUGUCUCUCACCAGGAAUCUCAAGACAGUAGCACACAGACUGACCGCUCUCCUUGUGGGGUCACUAAGACAUCUAAACAUCUCCAGGACAGCAAGGAGAUUAGACAGGCUCUGCUGCAAGCUAGGAAUGUCAUGCAAUCAUGGAUGCUAGUCUCUAGAGAACUGAUAUCCUUGCUUCAUCUGUCUCUGACACACAUGAAUGAAGACAGAAUGACAGUGAGUCAAGAGUCUCGGAUUGCAGAAACCCUGGUUUCCUCCUGUUCUCAUGUACUGAAGAAACUGAGGGCAAAGCUCCAGAGCCUCAGAACAGAAAGGGAGGAGGCAAGGCACAGAGAGGAAAUGGCCCUUCACGGCAAAGAUGCGGCAGAGGCAGUACUGGAGGCUUUCCGUGCACAUGCUAGUAAGCGUAUCAGUCAACUGGAACAGGAUUUGACAUCUAUGCGGGAGUUCAGAGGCCUUCUACAGGAGGCCCAGACCCAACUGAUAGGGCUUCACACAGAGCAAGAGGAGCUGGCUCAGCACACUGUGAGUCUGACUUCUGCUUUGCAGCAGGACUGGACAUCUAUCCAACAGGAUUAUGGAACAUGGGCAACUUUGCUGAAUCGGUCUCGAGAACUAACAGAGAAACUCACAACCAAGAGCCGGCAGGCCCUUCAGGAACGCGAUGCUGCAAUCGAGGAAAGGAAGCAGGUUUUGAAGGAACUUGAACAAGUCUCUGCCCAUUUAGAGGACUAUAAAGGCCAAAUAGAACAACUGAAAUCAGAAAAUAGUCGCCUUACCACAGAUCUCUGGGCUCAGCUGCAGAGUCUGACUAGCACAGACAACCAACUAAAAGAACUGCAGAGUCAGCAUACCCAGUGUGUCCAGGACCUGGCCAUGAAGGAUGAGUUGUUGUGUCAACUUACCCAGAGUCUCAAGGAGCAGGCUGCACAAUGGCAAAAGGAAGAAACAGAACUGAAACACACACAAGCAGAGCUGCAGCAUCAGCAGGCUGUGCUGGCUAAGGAGGUACAGGACCUGAAGGAGACCUUGGAGUUUGCAGACCAGGAGGGUCAAGUUGCUCACCUGGAGCUGGGCCAGAUUGAGUGUCAGCUGAGAGUCACACUAGAAGUGCUGCGGGAGCGCAGCUUGCGAUGCGAGACCCUCAAGGACACUGUGGAGAACCUGAAGGCUGAGCUGGCCAGCACUGUAGCAAAGCAUGAGAAACAGGCUCUGGAGAAGACAUACCAGCAUUCUCAAGAGCUGAGGGUGCUGGCCGAGCAGCUACAGAGUCUCACCCUCUUCUUACAGGCAAAACUAAAGGAGAACAAGGCUGAGUCAGAGCUCAUUCUGCCCAAGACAGGCUGUGCUCCAGCCCAGGAACACCCUCUGCCCAAUGACAGCACUGCUUCAGAAAACACCCUGACAGUUGUGGAGGCUGAAGAGCCAGAACCAGUUCCCGUUGUGCCAUUGCUUGGAAGUGAUAAGAGUGCUUUCACCCGAGUAACAUCAAUGAUUUCCCUUCAGCCUACAGAGACCCCAGGCCUGGAGAAGAGCCCAGCAGAAAUGAGUACUAUGUUACUGGAGCUUCAGGGCCUGUUUUCUCUGCUAGAGGAGUCUAAAGAAGAAGCCAUUGGGGCCCUACAGAGAAAAAUCUGUGAACUGCAGACUAGACUACAGGACCAAGAAGAAGAGCAUCAGGAAGCUCUGAAGGCAAAGGAAGCAGACAUAGAGAAGCUGAACCAGGCCUUGUGCUUAUGCUACAAGAAUGAAAAGGAGCUCCAGGAAGUGGUACAGAAGCAGAGUGAGAAGAUCUUAGGGCAGAUAGACAAGAGUGGCGAGCUCAUAAGUCUCAAGGAGGAGGUGACCCAGCUCACACGUUUACUGCGGCACGCAGAGACAGAGACAAAAGUGCUCCAGGAAGCCCUGGCGGGCCAGCUAGACCCCAGCUGUCAGCUGAUGGCUACUAACUGGAUCCAGGAAAAAGUGUCUCUCUCACAGGAGGUGGACAAACUGAGGGCCAUGUUCCUGGAGAUGAAAAAUGAGAAAACACAACUGGUGGUCAAGUACCAGAGCCAUAGGAGCAUUCUUGAGGAGAACCUUCGGCGCUCUGACACUGAAUUAAAGAAACUCGAUGACACUAUUCAGCAUAUCUAUGAGACCCUGCUGUCUGUCCCAGAGGUAGUGAAGAGUUGCAAGGAGUUACAGGGACUGCUGGAGUUUCUGAGCUAAGAAACUGAAAAUAGUGGACUAGUGGUAUGCACCUGUAGUCCUAGCUACUCUGGAGGCCGAGGCAGGAGGCUUGCUCACUCCUAAGAGUAUGAGACUACGGUGGACAACACAGCAAAGAAACUGAAGGCUGGAUUCCAUCCACUUCUUUCCUUUUUCCUUCAGGAUCCCUUACCCCAGUAAUAGGAAUUGGCAUACAGCCAACUGUUUUAUGCUAUUUAAAUAAAGUAUAUUUAAUGUA